Messenger RNA from Theobroma cacao (cacao), 1612 nucleotides. The record is from RefSeq and is a predicted model, not a curated record. Lineage: Eukaryota; Viridiplantae; Streptophyta; Magnoliopsida; Malvales; Malvaceae.
AAAUAAAAAAAUUAAUUGCUAUCAACUGUUUAGUUUCGGACCAAGAAAGAGAGCGCAAUCGCAACAGCAAGAAAGAAAAGAGAGAGAGAGAGAGAGAGUUUGUAGAAUUUUCUUCUUAUUUUCCUUUUGAUUUUUCUCUCAGCUUGUUCAUGUUAUGCAAUUAAAGGACGGCCGUUUGAUUGAUAGAUCUUCGUUUUUCUUGUAAAAACUGAUUUCUAUUUGAGACUCAAGAGAAAGCAUUGGCUCAGACAUCGCAAACAUGUGACUGUAGAAUGACAUAUUUGUGAAUAACCAUUAACAGGCCACAGAUGGGACUGGUGGAUAAGAUAUUGAGAAUGUGAGGGGAAUUGUUUUUAGCUUAAUAUAGACCUCAGCGAUCCUUAAAUUUUGAGAUUUGAAAGUUUCAAGAGAAGAAGCUGUUUGCAUACCAUCUGCUAGUGGAAUAUCUGCAUUUUGCAACAAUGAGUUUUGUUUUCCGAGGGACUAGAGGAGAUAUAGAAAGCGGGUUUUCGGGACUUAUUCCUGAACGUCCUGCUGUGCGUAUACAUGCAGCCCGACCAGUUAAUUCCAAUUCACUGGCCUUUCUUGUUACAGCAGUUCUUUUGCUGUUUAUGAUUUUAAACUCUCACCAAAUGUCACCAAACUUUCUGCUUUGGGUAGUAGUGGGUGUCUUUUUAAUGGCUACGAGCCUGAGGAUGUAUGCAACUUGUCAGCAACUUCAAGCUCGGGCCCGAGCUCAUGCUGCAGCAGCUAGUGGUUUGCUAGGCCAUACCGAGUUGCGUUUGCACAUGCCACCAUCAAUCGCUUUUGCUACAAGAGGACGCUUACAAGGACUAAGACUCCAACUUGCACUUCUUGACCGUGAAUUUGAUGACCUGGAUUAUGAAACCCUGAGAGCAUUAGAUUCUGAUAAUACUUCCACAACUCCUUCAAUGAGUGAGGAAGAGAUAAAUGCCUUACCCGUGCACAAGUACAAGGUCCCCGGCCCAGAGAGUGCUGGAUCAUCACUGCAGCAGGCAUCAUCUUCAUCAGCCUCUGUUGAGCCAAAGCAAGAUUCUAGGAAAGCUGAUGGGAGUAUGAAGGCUUCAGAAGAUGAACUAACUUGUACUAUUUGCUUGGAUCAAGUUAACAGGGGGGAGCUUGUUCGUAGCUUGCCAUGUCUGCAUCAGUUCCAUGCCAGCUGUAUUGAUCCGUGGCUGCGGCAACAAGGCACAUGUCCUGUAUGUAAGUUUAAAAUGGGGUCAGUGUGGCAGGAAAACAGGGAGAGUGAGUCAGAUGAUUCAGACAUGGUGUAACUUGACUCCCCUAGAAACACAAUCUGUAUAUGCAGUAAAGUAUAUCUAUUAUGUUUGCAGUUACAUAAAAAGUAAUGUUUUUUGGAUUGUGUCUGUAAAUAUCCUCGUCUGUAUGUUAUCUAUCAUGGACUUCAUGAAAGAAAAGGAGGGUAUAGGUUCAUCAUGCUUAGCCUUGUACCUUUAACUGAAAAAAAUUCCAUAUGAUCUCAUAUAAUAUACUUUGUGUGAGGUCAUUGGUUCCUUUUGGAUAGAUUUGUAGCUUUUUUUCCAUCCAACACAUAUCUUUAUUCUACUUUUCUAUGAAUUCCCUUCUCCUA